Messenger RNA from Rotaria sordida, 1680 nucleotides. NCBI's taxonomy places the organism in Eukaryota, Metazoa, Rotifera, Eurotatoria, Philodinida, Philodinidae. The record is from the annotation of a GenBank genome assembly.
AUGCAGGGAAAUGACGCAAAUAUCAAUGAAAAAGAAGUAUGGAACGAGGAUACAGUAUCGAUAUGUGAUACAAAUGGUGAUGUGGAAUUUGACAAUGUCAACUUUGUAUAUCCAUCUCGUAAAGAUGCACCAGUUCUGCGUGGUCUCUCUCUUAUUGCUCGUACUGGUCAGACAACUGCUCUCGUAGGUUCAAGUGGCUGUGGAAAAAGUACAUGUAUAUCACUGCUUCUUCGUUACUAUAAACCUUCUUCUGGUCAAAUAACGAUCAGUGGUCGAUCGAUAACAGAUUACAAUAUCAAACAACUUCGGCAAAAUAUUGGAGUUGUUAAUCAAGAACCCAUUCUGUUUGCUAUGAGUAUUUAUGAAAAUAUUCGUCUUGGUAAAGUAAAUGCAACACGAGAAGAAAUCGAACAAGCAGCACGAGAAGCAAAUGCACAUAAUUUUAUCAUGCAAUUACCGGAUAAAUAUGAAACACUUAUUGGUGAGUGUGGUAUACAGUUGAGUGGUGGUGAAAAACAACGUAUUGCAUUAGCUCGUGCUCUUGUCAAACAGCCUACUUUUCUUUUACUGGAUGAAGCAACAAGUGCACUUGAUAAUGUAAACGAAAAAAUUGUUCAAGAAGCGCUCGAUCGAGCAUGCAAAGAUCGUACAACUAUUGUAAUUGCUCAUCGUUUGACUACAAUUCAAAAUGCUCAUCAAAUAUAUGUAUUAGAUAAUGGAACUGUGAUUGAGCAAGGUACACAUGAAACAUUGAUGGCAAAAGAAGGAGGCAAAUAUCAAGCAAUGGUCAAACGUCAACAAAUUGUAAGGACCAAUGAUGAUAAUGAUGAUAUGAUGAGCAUGCAAAAAGCAACAGAAGAAGAAGAAAAGUCGAUACUUGGACGUACUCGUUUAAUUAGCGAUAGUCAAACUGUUGAUGUGAACAAAGUUGAUUUUCGUGGUGAGAUAAAAUUUGAUCAAGUCAAAUUUAUCUAUCCAAGUCGACCAACAUCUAUUAUUCUUAAUAAAUUUCAAUUGAAUAUCAAACCAAGUCAAUGUGUCGCUCUUGUUGGAGCAUCUGGUUGUGGAAAAUCAACAAUUAUUCAACUGUUGGAACGAUUCUAUGAUGUUACAAGUGGUCAACUAUUUCUUGAUGGCAUUGAUAUUCGACAAUUAAACCUUCAAUGGGUUCGUUCUCAUUUCGGUCUUGUCAGUCAAGAACCAAUUUUGUUCGAUUUAACAAUUGCUGAAAAUAUUGCAUAUGGAUUAGAAAAUGUUUCAAUGGAAGACAUUAUCAAUGCAGCAAGGAAAGCUAAUAUUCAUCAAUUUAUUGAACAAUUACCUCAGGGUUAUGAAACAAAAGUAGGGUUGAAAGGUAGUUUUCUGUCAGGUGGCGAGAAGCAGCGUAUUGCUAUUGCUCGUGUUCUUCUUCGUCGACCUAAAGUAUUGCUCUUAGAUGAAGCUACGAGUGCCAUGGAUUCAUACAAUGAACAAAUUGCACAAGAAGCUCUUGAACAAGCCCAAAUAGAGGAUCCAAGUCGAACAUCACUCAUUGUUGCUCAUCGUCUAUCGACUAUUCGUUCAUGUGAUUUGAUUUGUGUACUUGAUAGAGGACAUAUAUUGGAAAGUGGUACUGAUACAGAAUUGAUACAACAACGUGGAGUUUAUUAUAAGAUGCUUCUUCAAAACGAUUUAAAAUAA